Messenger RNA from Prunus avium (sweet cherry), 476 nucleotides. NCBI's taxonomy places the organism in Eukaryota, Viridiplantae, Streptophyta, Magnoliopsida, Rosales, Rosaceae. The record is from RefSeq and is a predicted model, not a curated record.
GGUGCCUGCCGUAUGAAAUUGGGUACUUAAACCAGGCCACGGUGUUCGAUGUGAGCUCCAACUACUUAACUGGCCCAAUACCACACUCAUUCAGCUGCUUGGCCAAGAUUGAUUAUCUAAACUUGGCCAACAACAGUUUCUAUGGACCAGUGCCAGAGCAGGUCUGCACCUUGUCUAAUCUGAGGAACUUGACCUUGGCCUACAACUAUUUCACAGAGGUCGGCCCAGAGUGCAGGAAAUUGAUCAAGAAGAAGUUUCUUGAUGUUAAGCAUAAUUGCAUUUUGGGCGAACCAAGCCAGAAAACAAAGGCUCAAUGUGCUGCCUUCUUCUCCAAGCCUAGAAAGUGCCCCAACGAGAAGGAAAUGACCUACGUGCCUUGUAAAAGACACUGGGGUUCAAAUGAGAAGAAGCCUGAGCAUCAGAAACAAGCUUCUGCCCCAUUGUCUUAUGGCAGUCUUGUGCCACACAGGCUUUGA